AUGUUGGGAACAACGACCGCCUCGACGAGCGCGUCGAGGACGAGCAACAGGAGCGCCUCGUCUUCUGUCUCUUCGUACUCUUCGUCUGUCUCUCCUUCUUCGGUUUCGUGUUCUUACCGGCGGAAAAGAUUAACGAGAAGAACGAAAACACGUCAGCAGCCGAUCUCCUCCGCGCGCGAGAAAACCACCGCGACUUCUUGGUCUUCUUCUUUCACUUCUUCUUCGGCGAGAAGCGGCGUAAACGACGGCAGAAUGAAUUCCUGGACGAACUGCUCGACGAGUUCUUCUUCUUCUUCUUCUCUGUUUCUUAGUCGUCCUCGCGCGACGAGAGAUUACGACGGAAGAGGAUGUGAUGAGAGUUUUUCUGCGUCGAGACGAGAUCAAAUCGUCGUCGUCUCGGAGGCGAAACUGCGAAACCGAAAAAAUAAACAUCGAACGCGUGCGAUUCUUCCGGACUCGAAUACCUCAGCAGAGACAGCAAAUAAUAGCAGUAGCACAAGCAACGGAAUCGAACAGGUGGAAGGCGCGCAACCGCUGGACGAAACGUACGCGAUUCCGGGCGUCCCGCCUCUCGCGAGCGACCAAGAGGCGAAGAGAGACGCCGUGCGAAGAGUGUCUCGGUUGAGCUCUUUAGUCGCGUUGAAAGAUUUGUAUCGAGAACUCAUCGAAGCGGCUACUUUAUUGGAAGAGCUGAAAGAUUUCGACGCGACGCCUCUGCAGGAUGAUUUGAAAGGGUCGUUUGAGUACUCCGAUACGAGCGGCGGCCAAUCCUCUCAACAAGACGGGGAAACCGUGGUGAGUUUAGAAAAGAGAUGUUCCAACUUUGAAGCGGUGUUGGAGCAAGUGGAGAAUAUCUUUCAAAGUCGCGAGCGGUUGCAAGAGAAGCUUGGGUUUAUGGACGCGCCUUUGACCGCCCUGACGACGAUGUUGACGUCGUCUUUGAAGUCCUCCAACGACGAGGACGAUAUUGAAGACGCCUUAUCCGCGAAGAAGAAUAACGCGUGGGAGAUUGCGUUCGACGAGGACAAGGCGAAAGAGGACAAGGAGGUCGUCAUCGAUACUGUCAAAAAGUACGACAAAGAGUUGGAGGCGCUAGGGAACACAUUCAUGGAGAAGUGCGCAUUCGGAACGGAAGUGCAAGCGGUGAGAGAUCGAUUGGAACGCGUGAAAGAAUACUCAAUCGACGAGCAAAGUCCAGGCGAGUACGCCGGCGGCGACGGCAUGGGAGGAUACGGCGAAGGAGGUUCGAGCGAAUCACCGAGCUCUUCUCCCACAAAACUUCGCAGACCGUUAGUGAGAACCGUCGAACGCGUGGAGCGAUCGUUGAAAUCACCGAGAGUAAAGAACGUCGUCAAUAAGGUUUUAGAACCGGAAGUGAGAAAAUCGGUGAGAGAAAAGCCGGGUCAAGCUAUUCAAUCCGUGGCGAGUUAUUCCAAAAACGUCUGGGUUCGCCUCAACGGUGGCGACCCAGAGGACGAGCUAGACGCGUCCACCGCGAAGCUCGCGCAAGGAGUAGUCUUGAAUCUCCCGAAACCGAAAUCGUUGAAAACGGAGAAGGAAAAACUCAUCUUGCGCUUAUUGAUGAAAGUGCAAGACCGAGAUAAAAUGUUUCUGGAAGUCAUGAAAGCACGAGACGCGAUCGCCAAGGAAGGCAAAGACUCGUUGUCUCGCGUUCGUUUGGCGGAAAAAGUCCGAAAGUCUGAGGAGCGAGUUUCUUUAAUGCGUCGCGUGUUUGCCGUUCGAACGUUACAAACGGAAAUGGAGAAAAUUUUGGUCGCUUUAGACGACGAGGCGUGCGAAGCGCCCGAUCGAGCCAGUUUAAGUGAAUUGGGUUUGCUCGUCGCCGAGUUCGGUAAAAUGGACGCGCAGUUACGCAAGCUCGUCAGUUUAGUCGAUCGAAAAGAAGUAUUUUUAAUCGAAGACGAAGUUUUGGCGCAACUCGCGGAGGAUAUCCCGGAUAUGAAGUCUCGAUUAGGCAUCCAGGACGGCGGCGAUUCGCCGGCGCUCUCGUUGGAAAUCCAAACCGAACGGUUCAAAGCUUCCGUCAACGACGCCGGGUCGAAAUUGAAAGAAGGCGCGUUGUUCCUCUUCCGCGGGUUCAAGCUCCUCUUCUCCGAUUUAGGCGCCACCGGCCGCCUUUUCGGCGUCGCCUUGUUAGGCACCUCCUUGAAACCUCGCGAAGUCCAAACCGUUCGCCAAACGUUUUUGGAUCUGUUCACCUUCAUUCCUUUCAUCAUCAUCCUCAUCACCCCCAUCACGCCGUUAGGCCACGUGUUGGUGUACUCCUUCAUUCAAAAAUACUUCCCAAUGCUCUUUCCGUCGCAGUUCACCGCGCGAAGACAAGCUUUGAUGCAAAAAUACGACGAAUUAAGAGCCGAGUUGAAAGAAGCUCGACGCAUCGCCGAACAACGCGAAGAGGACGACACGGUGAAAACCGCCAUGGCCGCGGUCGCCUCCGUGAAAGGAUUAAUCGAACACAAAGAUCGCGCCGAGUUUUCCGACAUAGACGAUAAAAUGGCAAACAUGAGCGUCGACGAUGGAGACGACGAAAGCGAAAGCAGCAUCACCGGAUAG
Molecule: messenger RNA, 2574 nt
Organism: Bathycoccus prasinos
Lineage: Eukaryota; Viridiplantae; Chlorophyta; Mamiellophyceae; Mamiellales; Bathycoccaceae
Exons: 1
Coding region: 1-2574 (857 amino acids)
Molecular function (GO): ribosome binding
Source: RefSeq, a predicted model, not a curated record